Pichia kudriavzevii is the source of this 2547-nucleotide messenger RNA. RefSeq lists its product as uncharacterized. Gene Ontology annotation, molecular function: DNA-binding transcription factor activity, RNA polymerase II-specific; zinc ion binding; DNA binding. The transcript has a single exon. The record is from RefSeq and is a predicted model, not a curated record. Lineage: Eukaryota; Fungi; Ascomycota; Pichiomycetes; Pichiales; Pichiaceae. Gene Ontology annotation, biological process: DNA-templated transcription; regulation of DNA-templated transcription. Bases 1 to 2547 code for a protein of 848 amino acids.
AUGAAUCCGGAUGGAAUUAACAUUUCAUGCGCUUCAUGGACCGUUUCAAACAAAGACAUGACGCCUACCAACAUCAAGAGCAGACAGAGAGCGCUGUUCAGUUGUGACCGCUGCAAGAAGCGGAAGCGGGCUUGUAAAAGAUACAAUGAAAACGGUGAAAGAGUGUUUGACAAUCAUACGCCGUGUGAGCAAUGCAAAGCUUCACAUGUAGUGUGUGAGACAAAAAUUAUUCGGAAGAAGAGGACCUUUUUUUCUGUUAGUGAAAGUUCCUUGCUGCAGCUGAAAUCGUUAACAAAAAUAGUCAAGGCCAUGUUUCCAGAGUGUGAUCCCGAUAAUUUCGAAGAUUUGAAAAGAAUAGGGAAGUUAUUGUACGUGGAUUUGCCUGAAACAGAUUCGGAAAUAAGUCAUGAUUUUAAAGAAGAUGCUAUAUCUGAGAACGAAGAAAUUCCAAGCACCGGUAUUGAUUCAACAUCAACUAACAUUGAAGAGUCAUCCGAGGAAGUUGAUUCUUCUCUGAUUAGUGCAAGAACUUAUAACAAUAUUAUCAAGAUAGCUGAACAUCUCAAAGAGCUCAUUAAAUCUUCUAACGUGAAUGGAUUAUGUUGCAGCAAUGAGGGCACAAAUCCCGAACUACAGGAGAGGUUACUUGGCUUAGCUGGCGCUGAAAGAUUGUUCACUUCACUACUUGAAAUUGAUAGGAAAAGAUCCUCUAGUUGGUUCCCUUCCGUGGAAUUCAACAAUUCCUUGACCUCAGUGAGAAGCCAAAGAAGGUCUGACACCUUUAAACCUUGCUAUGAGAUUAAUGGUGUCAAAAUUCAGGAAUUUCUGAUACUUGAUUUAAUUCCAAGAGACGAGAUGAUCAAAUAUUUCCAUUGUUUUUUUACCAGAGUCCACCCUAAUUACUUAAUAUUGAGAGAAAAGGUUUUCAAUUCUAAGAUGGAGGUUUUUUUUAAAAUAUUAGACGCAGGGAAAGAUAAAUAUGCCGAGAAUAUGAAAAACUAUGAUUUUACGAAUGAAGACAUUUGUAUCCUUUAUCUUGUCUUAAUUUUAGGUAGAGCAAGUUACCUUUUUGAAUUACAGUUUGAUGAAACCUACAAAGAUCCCAUCCAACCAUCGAUCAAUGAAAAGUUUACUCUAAAUAAUUUGGUUUCUAGGGAGGUGAUCCAGAAUUAUGUUAAUGUGACAAAUCUAUGCAUUUCGACCUUCUAUUUUUCCAACAGUAUCGCUAGUGUUAAGUUAUUAUAUUUAUCAUCACUAUAUCAUGCAUCACUGAAGAAUAGAAACGCGGUGUGGCAAUUGAUCGGGGAUAGCUGCAUGAAAUGUUACACCUUAGGUUUCCAUCGUGAAAAAGUUGUUCGGCAGUUUGAUCAACGUGAGCAGGAUGACAUUAAAAUAGCAUUUUGGGCGUGUUUCAGGUUUCAUAUAAUUGAUUGUGUCAUUUCUGGUAGACUACCAAGUGUUUCUUUGUACGAAGCCGAUGUGAAGAUGCCUGAUUUGAAAGAUAUUGAUGACGAGUUGUUUAAAGAGUCUUACAGGGCAAGUAAUAAUUUGGUCAUGUUGAUGUUUGAGAUCUUGAAAAACAGGGAACACUUAAUUAAAACAAGAAAUCCAUGGAGUGAAUCCAAUUUUGUUCAAGUGCUAAAAAUAAAAAACAAAUUAAUAGAAUUAUAUGAAGGAUUAAGUGACGAUAUGAAAAAUUAUGAUAGACCAGACCCUAAUAGGUACCAAAUAAAAAUGAUUUUACAGCUUCACCACUCAAUGAUUGCAUUAACGGUACCUUAUUUAAUUGCGUAUGCCUUGAAGCCAAAAAAAUCAAUUGAGAACAAUCCAGAAGUUUUGAAAACCUUAUCUCAUGGAAUAAAAACAGCAACAAAAAUUAUUCCAAUCAUUAAAUUUUCUUCAGAACAACGAAAAUUUAACAGGCUAUUAUUCUAUGAUAUAUUUUAUGCAUAUCAUACUUUACUAAUGUUAUUAUUAUGCCUUACAUUGAUAAAACCAAAAUUAUCAAACCAGGAAAAUGAAUAUCAACCAUUUGCAAAUGUUCUCUCGAGGGAGUAUGGCAUUGAUCAAAACGUUAUAUUGAAUGCAAUUGAUGAUAUUAGGGUGUUGAAUGAAAAUUAUGUUAGUCCCGAUGAUACAAGUGUAAUGAAGGAUGCAAGUACAAAUAUAACGUUCUUACUUAAACAUUUUAGGUUAGACAACCGAAGCUGCAAAUCACCUACAUUGUCAAUUUCUCAAGGCUUAGUUUCAAACUGCUGUAGUAUAUCGAAUCCUUUAACCCCAGGACUCAGCGAAACUAUUCCAAAUAUAUCAAACUUGAAUAAUCAAGACAACAUGGACUUCAAUUUCACGCCGCCAAUUAUGAAUGAAAUGUACAGCAAUUCCGAUGCUGGGUUUUUUAACAUUGUAGACCAAAUGAAAAUGGAUACAGAUACCUUGAAACCGAUCGAAACCAACGAGCAUUUCUUUUGGCAAUGGAAUAAUGUAUUCCAAGAUGAAAAUAAUACUGACUCUAAUCGUACACCAAGCACAGAUAGAUUACCUUGA